GCAAAUGUCAGUUGGUCUUCAAGUACACAGUGUCUAUAUUUGAUCAACCCUAUAAGUAAUAAGUAAUUGUUUACACUCGAACUCCACAAACUGAAAAUGCACUUCAAACCGGUAAACCAAGUCUUAAAUAUAGCCAGAAUAUUGGCAAUCAAGACCAUUUUAGAAUACCUUGACAUUGUGCUAUGGUACAUUGAUGUUGAAUUAUGAGGGGAGAAAUAGUCGUGGAGAAAUAACAAAAACAAUUUGGCCACAUAUACCACAAAUAUUAAGGAAAAUUUGAAAAUAAUAAUCCUAACUAUUGCCGGUUUGCCGAUAAUAAUCCUAACUAUUGAUUAUUUUUGUAUAAUCCCAACUAUAUGGACCGUCCGCCAAUAAUGGUCCAUGACCAAAUAUUACCUCUUAUAAAAAGUGAAUUUUAAAUAGAAAUUAAGCGUAAAAAUUAAAAGUUGGGAUUAUUUAUAGAGAUUACUUGUUAUAUCUCUUCUCAUCCACUUUAGAAACUACAACAAUUUAUUUGUAGGGACCAUUAUUGGCAGAAGGUCCCUAAAGUUGGGAUUAUUCUGAAAUAAUUGAUAGUUGAGAUUAUUAUAGGCGGACCACCAAUAGUUGAGAUUAUUACUAUCAAUUUUUCCAAUUUUAAAUUAUUAUCUAAGAAUGAUAUGCAUAGAUAAUCAUGAGUCCAUGACUAAUGCAAGGGAGCAGUCCUAAACACAAGUAGUGAGAGCCAGCUCCACGGUUGCCGCGGCUGUGAAGCAUGAGACCACCAAGAGGGCGUGGCGGCGGAGGGUUCAGGGGAGGCAGAGACGGCGGAGGAUUUAGGGGAGGCCAAGACGGCGGCCGCUUUGGCAGAGGAGGAGGUCGUGGCUUCGGCGGUCGCGGUUCUUUUCGAGAUGAAGGCCCGCCUUCAGAAGUCGUAGAGGUUUCUACAUUUCUGCACGCUUGCGAAGGAGAUGCAGUGACGAAGCUUACUAAUGAGAAGAUUCCGUAUUUCAACGCUCCUAUUUACCUGCAAAAUAAAGCACAGAUUGGUAAAGUUGAUGAGAUUUUCGGCCCAAUCAAUGAGUCGUUGUUCUCCAUCAAAAUGAUGGAAGGAAUGAUUGCAUCAUCAUAUUCUUCAGGUGAUAAGUUCUACAUCGACCCGUCUAAGCUAUUGCCCCUAGCCAAGUUCCUUCCAUUACCCAAGGGACAUCCACAAGCUGUCCAUGACUAAUGCAACUAAACAACUUCAAAGCUGGUUAAAAUAUUUCUAUAGCAGAGCUUCGUGUCUCCUAUAUUUCCAUAACCAGUAGGCACUUUGAGUGAGGAGGAAAUAAAUUGGUUACCUUCAGAAAUAUCAGUGCUUUAAUAGAUUGUGUAGGAUGUGAGAACUGCCACCUCUGGAGGUAGCUUCAAGUUUUAGGCCUUGGAACUGCCUUAAAUAUCCUCUUCUCCGUGGAUGGUCAGAAGCACCCAAUGCCACCGCUGCAGACUGCAGUUGCAGGGAAACGAUGUCAUUGCUCUGAUGAACCUGCUUAAUCGUUUAUCAGAAUCACUCAAUCUUGUCCGCGAAAUGAGUCCAAACAUUGAUUUUUUUUUUGACAAGAAACACCAGCAUCCCUACACCAGCGUACCACAUGAAAACAUGCUACCAAAUUUAAAUUUAGCUAUUCUUACAACAAUAAUUCUAAAGAGACCAAGUAAGCUCGCUUUAAUGUUCUCAUACUAACAAAUGAGAAAAUAAAGUCACGGAGUACUUGUGAGUAUCAUGUGAAUUUAAUAAGAACCACAACUACGUGAUUUUAUUUCAACAUUCCGUAAUGUGAGGACAUUAGUGUGUCCCAUUAUACACCCAUAGGGUCUCAUUCUUACAAUCAGAUUGACCAAAAUUUAUCUUCUGUAUUUGAUGGGGAACAAUGCUGUACUUUGUAUGUAACCACACAAAUAGUAUCUCACAUAGCUGUAACUGCAACUUCGUUAAAGAAUCGGGUUAAAAAGAAAAAAAGAUUCUAUGCAAGAAGCUCAUCACAGGGCAGCUGGUUGUAGAUGCCCCCUCUCUACAGUCGAAAUGGGCAUCACAAGUAAUUCACCUAAUCAUCUCGUGGUCAUACAAAGCCCAUCCAGUCAAACAGGUCAAUCCUGGUUUUGAUGGUAUAUAACAGAGAAGUCCAGGAUCUACAGAAAGUAGUCAGGUGGGGGCUUCUUUG
Cuscuta epithymum is the source of this 2183-nucleotide messenger RNA. The record is from the annotation of a GenBank genome assembly. Lineage: Eukaryota; Viridiplantae; Streptophyta; Magnoliopsida; Solanales; Convolvulaceae.